Messenger RNA from Anopheles marshallii, 696 nucleotides. RefSeq names its product ras-related and estrogen-regulated growth inhibitor-like protein. The transcript is spliced from 4 exons. The record is from RefSeq and is a predicted model, not a curated record. Lineage: Eukaryota; Metazoa; Arthropoda; Insecta; Diptera; Culicidae. Bases 1 to 696 code for a protein of 231 amino acids. Gene Ontology annotation, molecular function: GTPase activity; GTP binding.
AUGAAAACAGAGGAGAAAACAAACGUGCCACGAGUACGGAUAGCUGUGCUCGGGAACGUGAACGUCGGAAAAUCUGCCCUCACCGUCCGUUACCUAACCCGACGAUUUAUCGGCGAAUACAGUUCCAACACGGACCUGCUGUACAAGCAAACGGUGACACUCGACAGCGGUGUGCUGGAUGUCGAAAUCGUCGACAUUUCCGCCGAAAACGACAACGGAUUCCCGGUGGAACAGAUCCAGUGGGCUGACGCCUGUCUCAUCGUGUACAGCAUCACCGACCGAGGCAGCUACGAGUACGCCCAGCGGUCAUUGGCCGAGCUGAGGCAGCUGCAGAAUGCACCGUCGGCCUACCUGGUCGGUAACAAGGCCGAUCUGGAUCAUUUGCGUGAGGUUCAGGAAACGGAAGGAGCAUCGUUGGCCGCAUCGCACGCGAUCGGUUUCUGUGAAGUUUCGGUCGCCGACAACACACCCGCACUCUACAAAGCCUUUGAGCGUCUGCUGGUAGAAUCCCGGGCCCGUCCAGUGAAGCCACGCAAAUUUUCCGUCAGCAAAAUGUUUGGUACGCUGAUCGGUAACAAUGGCACACGGCAACCCCCGGUCAGCCAGGGCACGGUUGUACCAUGUCACAAAGGUGAGCUGCACAAGUCGCGAGUGAUGAAGCGGCGCCAGGCCUUCACAGCGACUGCCUCCCUAUGA